AGUAUUCAUCGCAUUAUAAUUUAAUACCAUCUGAAGAAAAAACAAUGUCAAAUUUCAGCUUUUUCGGGUUUCAAUAUGGCACUCCAAGAAAGCCUCCAAACAAACCAGCUCCCCAAAUGAGUAAUAUCUCCAAAGAAAGAUCGAAAAGGUAUAGUUUUUCAAGGCCUUCAUCCCAAACAAAAGUGGAGGAAGUAAGGUACGUGUUCGAUAAAUUCGACACGAACAAAGACGGUAGAAUCAGCAGGGAGGAGUACAAGUCGGCUCUCAAGACCCUGGACAAAGACAUUGCAGAAGGUGAGAUUGCCAAGACAUUCAAGGCCCUUGACUCUGAUGGGGAUGGCUUCGUUGGGUUCACGGAGUUUGUGGAAAUGUUCAACAUGGGAAAUGAUGAGGCGAGAAAGGCGGACAUCGAAAGUGCGUUUCGAGUGUUCGAUUUGGAUGGGAAUGGGAAAAUAAGUGCAGAGGAGUUGUCCUUGGUGUUGAAGAAGUUGGGAGAGAAUUGCAGCCUUGGGGCUUGUAGGAAUAUGGUGAAAGGUGUGGACUCUGAUGGUGAUGGUUUAAUUGACAUGAAUGAGUUUACCAAUAUGAUGGGAGGCUUCAAAACACCAACUGCUUAAAGAUAUCAUAUAUAUAAGUAAUCUGCUUCUAAUAUUUGUAAGGGAAGUUUGCUUCUGUACUUGAAUAAGCUAUAUAAGCUGGAUGUCUGCCUUUGCUUCUAACGAGGAAAAUAAAUACAUCUUUUUUAGAGCAUGUAUGACUAAUAAAAGUAAUGAAUUUUAGUGA
This is a messenger RNA of Malus domestica (apple), 783 nucleotides long. Its product is annotated as calmodulin-like protein 30. Lineage: Eukaryota; Viridiplantae; Streptophyta; Magnoliopsida; Rosales; Rosaceae. The record is from RefSeq and is a predicted model, not a curated record. Gene Ontology annotation, molecular function: calcium ion binding.